AAAAACAACAAUGACAUAUGUAUCGUUGGCUGUUUUUGCUUCGUUUCAGUUUACUUUGGGGUUGAAGAAGGAUGACGUGCACCUGCAUCAACAACCUCCACCCGAAGACCACGACGAGUUGGCCACCUGAAAGUCAAUUUGAAGACAAAGCGGCCCAGUCAUUGUUGAACAAGUUAAUCAGAAGUAAUCUUGUCAACACCACAAAUCAAGUUGAAGUUCUUCAGAAGGAUCCCAACUCUCCACUGUACUCUGUAAAAUCCUUUGAGGAGUUGCGACUUAAACCACAGCUCCUUCAGGGUGUCUAUGGCAUGGGUUUUAACCGGCCCUCCAAAAUCCAGGAGACCGCCUUACCCAUGAUGCUCGCUGAACCUCCACAGAAUCUAAUCGCCCAGUCUCAGUCAGGAACAGGAAAAACCGCUGCCUUUGUGCUUGCCAUGCUCAGCCACGUCAAUCCAGACCACAAAUAUCCCCAGGUUAUUUUUUAGGGAUUUUAUCAGUGAUCCAAAUGACCGCAGAUGGGUUUAUCCUUAGUCCUUGUGUGACCUGCGAGUUAGAUUUCUAAAUCUCUUUUUCCUUUUCCACCAGUGCCUGUGUUUGUCACCCACCUAUGAACUGGCGCUUCAGACUGGGAAAGUUAUUGAGCAGAUGGGCAAAAACUACCCUGAAGUCAAACUAGUUUACGCCAUACGAGGAAAUAGGCGUAAGUUCACAUCGAGUGCCAUGUUG
Molecule: messenger RNA, 726 nt
Organism: Syngnathus typhle (broad-nosed pipefish)
Lineage: Eukaryota; Metazoa; Chordata; Actinopteri; Syngnathiformes; Syngnathidae
Product: ATP-dependent RNA helicase DDX19A-like
Exons: 4
Coding region: 72-485 (137 amino acids)
Biological process (GO): ribosomal large subunit assembly
Cellular component (GO): ribosome; cytosol
Molecular function (GO): RNA strand annealing activity; ATP binding; RNA helicase activity
Source: RefSeq, a predicted model, not a curated record